Messenger RNA from Danio rerio (zebrafish), 1597 nucleotides. It is a transcript of the gene pax1a, whose product is annotated as paired box 1a. Gene Ontology annotation, cellular component: nucleus. Gene Ontology annotation, biological process: regulation of DNA-templated transcription; anterior/posterior pattern specification; hindbrain development. Gene Ontology annotation, molecular function: DNA binding. NCBI's taxonomy places the organism in Eukaryota, Metazoa, Chordata, Actinopteri, Cypriniformes, Danionidae. The record is from RefSeq and is marked validated.
UUGAUUUAGGUCAUGUGUGUUAUAUGUGCCAUGCUGUUUUACGACAUUUAUUUUCCAUUGCCUAAGUUGAAUGCUUUCGUGUCUUGCAGAGCAAACAUACGGGGAGGUGAACCAGCUGGGGGGAGUUUUUGUCAAUGGACGCCCUUUGCCCAACGCAAUAAGAUUACGAAUAGUGGAGUUAGCCCAGCUUGGCAUCCGACCAUGUGACAUAAGCAGACAGCUUCGGGUCUCUCAUGGUUGUGUGAGUAAAAUCCUUGCGAGAUACAACGAAACAGGGUCCAUUUUGCCCGGUGCCAUCGGUGGCAGCAAACCACGAGUUACGACGCCAAAUGUAGUGAAAAACAUACGGGACUACAAACAAAGUGACCCGGGAAUUUUUGCAUGGGAGAUCCGGGACCGUCUCCUCGCGGACGGAGUAUGUGAUAAGUACAACGUGCCUUCGGUCAGCUCUAUCAGCCGGAUAUUAAGGAACAAGAUUGGAAACCUCUCCCAACCUAACCCAUAUGAAAAUGGCAAGCAAGCACCACCGCAGUCCAGCCUUUCCUAUAACCACAUAUACCCGUAUUCAUACCCCAAUGCAAUGUCUCCUUCCGGGACAAAAAUGAGCAGUCCUCCUGGUGUCCCUGUAACGGGUGGGCAUGUAAGCAUUUCCCGUGGUUGGCCUUCAGCCCAUACGGUCAGCAAUAUAUUGGGCAUUCGGGCUUUCAUGGAUCCUACAGCUAUUGCUAGCGCUGAAGGAUACGCACCGAAAAUGGAGGAUUGGGGUGUCAAUAGAGCGACAUUUCAAAGUCAUGGAGUCAAUGGAAUAGACAAAUCAUCCAUUGAUGCAGACAUAAAAUACCCUCAGCCUUCGUCGACCCUGUCUAGCUAUGUCCCGGCGUGCGCGUACUCUCCCUCCAACCAAUACGGCGUGUACAGUGGUCCAGCAGGCGGUUAUGUGAGUCCAGGUCACCAUUGGCAGGCCCAGGGCACUAGUCUUACCCACCCUGGCGGUGGCGUAGCGAUGCACCCGAGUGACAUCCAUUCUUCUAUGGCGUUCAAACAUGCAGUACGAGAUGGAGACAGAAAACCACCGAGUCCCCUUAGCAAGCAGCAGCACGAAGCCUUGUCUGGUAUACACGGACUCAGCCUUUCUACCUCAUCCUCGUAACAGCACUGACACGUCCGUUAUAGACAUUAUCCCAUUUCAACAAAGCAAACCGUAAGUUAAAGCAAUUCACAUCAUUGGACUGUGUUAGAGCCCGUGUUCAACGCUCUCUGGGAAUUCUGGGUUAAAUUGAAUGAAUGUAUAUGACUUACUGUAACUAUAACUGUCUCCAGGCUGCGUUGUUUGGUGGUUGGCUAUUUAAACAUUGUGUCAUGCUGGUUUUGUCUAUGUUAUUUAUGACAGUGACUGCAUGCAAAGUGAGAUUCGUCACUUUAAAGCUAAAUUACGCAUUUUAAAGAAAAUGAAAAGGCAUUUCAUGGACUUGUAGAUUAAAUAAACCUUAUGUGAACAAAGUAAUAAAUUGUUAAUGUAAAUACGGAUAAAGCUUUAGUUAUAUAUUUUUAUAAAUCCAUGUGUAAAUAUGCUAAAUAAAGGUAUUGUAUAAAAAGA